UUAGUAACGAUAAUAAUAUUGGAAAGUUUUAAGGCAUCACACACGAGUUAUGUAUAGUUAGUAAUCUCCGCUAUGAACAAACUCGGUGCCAGUCACCGAUAACCCCCACGGCAAUCAACGUGUUAAUUAAUUCUAGUGACUACUCGCACGGAUGUAGAGAGUGACGAACAACCCCUUUAAGAUCAAAUUCAAACUAAUACCCUUAAUUGCUUCCUUUUGCAAAACGAGGGAAAACGGUACGCCGCGGGCGCGGCUGUUUCGUUCUUCGUGAAGCAGAUGAAAGCACGGAAUGUGAUUCGCGUUUCGAACGCGUAAGCGAAACAGUGCAGUGUUUUUCACCAUCCUGUUCCGAGGCUGUGAAGUGUUUAAAAUGUAGUUUCUGUUCUCGCGAAGGAGCCUGGCCUCUAUCGACAAAUUCUUUCCAACGGGAAUCGAGUACGGUAUUGUUGUUCGAAAUUUGCAAUUCUCGGCGGGAAAAUCGAUGUGUUCCGGAAUCGAAGGUGAACCAUGUACUGCGUUCUAAGCUCAGAACGAUGGAAAACUGUAAAAUGGUCGGGCGACGCAGGCGAGAAGGUCUCCGUUUAAAUUGGAUGGGCGGGGCUGGAGAUCCUAGAUACCAACCAUCAGCCGCCAUCUGCGAACCGUUGGUCGAACAAUCCUGGAAACUGCAGCCCGUGCAGCCUGUGCAGCCUGUGCAGCGCGGAGAGAGAGUCCGCAAUCGUUUCGCGUUCCAACCUUCCGAACCGAAAUUCUGCGGAUUCCCGUUCCUCCCCUGCGGGAUUCCAGCGUGUGCUCUUUCAUCGUGUACUCCCGGUGUGUCUCUCCGCCCUCUUACCGUUCCAUUAACUCCUCCGUUAACGCCCAUAACACCGGCGUUCUAGCAACCGGCUCAAAAUUGAAAGAAACGGAACAGAGAACGACACGACACGAUACGAUAGGACACGACACGGCGCGACGCGACGCGACACGACGCGACGGGUUCGCAAACGUCGUUAAUUUUCACCCCCAGCGUCCGCGGAACGCGAGUUGAACCCUUGGAUAGAGCCGAGUUGCGGCACGCCGAGUUCCGCGACCGGUAGGUAUAUUCGUGCCGGCGCUAAUCAAUGAUGUAUUUCGCGCAGUGUGCGCGGCUCCGCCACGUACAACUUCGUCCCAGAUAUCUAAGCCCCACGGCUACCAGGCAAACAGAGGGUUCCGCCCGUUAUUAUUCGACCGGCAGGGUUAGAGCGGCGGCGAGACGAACGCGCAAAGUGCCCGAGAAUAAUUACAAGUUUCGCCAUUGAAUCCGGAAUGCGCUAAACAACGCGGAAACAGCCGCAUUGCGAUCCGAUGAUUAAUGCAAUCCUGGUCUAAUGCAUACUGAGCCGCGCGUGACUCCGCGUUUCAACUGUUUUAAAUGGCCCGCGGACGACGAACGCAACCCCCUAAGUGGCAACUGCAUAGUUCGCGAGACGCUGUCAACUACGAGGAAAUGGAGUCUGCGUGGGAACCGGAUGCGUUGUGCAGUUGAUUAUGCCAGACGAGCAUCCCGAUUCUCGCGCACAGGUGCGAGACCGGCGCAAUUAUAGCUCGUUAACGUUAGACAACAAUUAGCGCGCCGCGAGCCGCUCCCCCGGCGGUUGCCGUUUCUUUCGCGGCGCCGCGAGUUUAUAAAUCGUUAAGUCGCUUCCCGCGUCCGAAACCGCCUCGCGACUGCAUCGCGGCGAAUUAAGUAGAAGCGUUUAAAACUUGUUCGGAUGGUGCGCCGCGUUACGGUAAACAGCGUCUUUUCAUUAUCAUUUACACUUCGCGCCGCGGCACUCUCGUUUCAAUCUCGCCCGACGUCCCCGUUAGUCGGGGAUCUCCGGACGCGGAAUCGUAUCGAACGGAUGCUAACGCGGUCUUUUCGACGGCAAAUCAAAUUUUAGUGGCGCUAUCAUCCGUUCCAUCGAACUUUCUGUCCGAAGAGAGAAACUGGCGCGCGCACCGACUUAACAAUAAUUAAUGGGCCGAGGAUGUUUACAGACGCGGGGUCCGUUAAAGUUGUUCGUAUCAGCGUGCUCGUUAAAGUUUAUUAGAUCGGGGUGGUGCAACGAACCGUGGCGAAGCGCUCUACAUUCCGAAUGCAUAAAACCGGUGGGCCAGUGAUCAAAAAGACCAGUUAGUACUGGCGCACGGGAGAAGAGAAAUUAGAAAAAUUAAUCCCCCGGAUGCUCGGACGUAAACCGAUUUUACGGCGUUCUUACGGCGUGCUUACGGUGUUCCCACGGUGUUCUUACGGUGUUCUUACGGCGAACCGAACGCGUGCAUCCUCGUAAAAUAAGAAAUACUUACACGCAAAUCGUAAAAGUUCGAAGCAGGUAUGGAGGAUCAGGGUCGUCCGCGGAUCGAAACGGUUCCUGUAAAACUUUUGAUUUUCAAACAGCCUGUCGAACGACCCGACCGUCCGACGAAAACACGGACCGGCCAGGCCGAAGCGGUAGUUCCCAUGCGAUAGGGAAAUUACAAGGGAAAUUUAUGAGCAGCCCCCGUGCCGAAAGAAAAUUUGACGACAGGUGCUCCAUCAUUCGCGAGAGUGCUCCGACGCCGGAGUAGCUUCGCUCUCAGCCACGGUCACCGUGCAAUUCCGCGAGCAAUAUGGGAUCCUCUCGAGAAUGGAUGAUUGUAUAAUUAAAUAAAAUCCCGCGAAUUCGCGAGGCCGGAGUUAAUAACCAUGCCGGCUCGAGUGGAGGGAAACAAAUGAAAGUCCGAUCGCGAUCAUUUAUUUUACGUUCGUUUCAGAUGCUCGGCCAUGUCAUAGUAUGUUAUCUUAGCUUGCUGUCGACCGCUUCGGGGAUAAAAAAUAUCACGCGCGGCGUAUCAAGACACCUGAGAUCGAUCGGAUUCCCCGAAGGCAGCGCGAUGGGGAUAUUCUUCGCCCUCGGUGUACCCGUCGAUAUCCCAAAUAAAUCGAUAAUAUUUUCGUUUUACUUCGAGGCAAACUACGGUCUGCCCGGCGAAUGGAAUUCCAGUUAUUAUGGGGACGGGCCAUAUUUAUGGAAACGCAGCCUGGACCGACAAUUGGCGUACCGGGUCCUCGCGAACAAAUUAGAAAGCGCGGGUUACUCUGGGGAGGGUUGCCUAUUGAAAAUGAUCUGCGAAACGGCGAAUGAGCCUCUGUCCAACAACGGCGUGCUUGGCGAUAUUCUCCAGAUUUUAUUUACGCCAUCCUCUUCGCAAGAUGAAGAUCUUCCAAGCGAGAUCGUCGAAGCUGAGUACGCGGAAGACUGUGCUAACUAUCAUGCGAUGUGCCCUCAAAGUCCGUUGACAUUGAUUAGUCGGUACGGCCUCAAAGAUUGAUAGUUCAAGAUGUAAUAUGGAUUACCCCCAGCAAAAGAAAUGUGUAAUCUCUUAAAAAAUUUAGAAAGACGAGAGUAUGCCGCAACUGUUACAUCGAUACUAACAGGUACAUUCGUACUGAACAUUUGUGACCCUCGUAAGGAUAAGUCACGAGAUCUGCAAUUAGUAUUGGAACUAAGGUUCCAGCCCCUAAACUAUGAUGCAAGUGUCGUUCGUACGGAACAUUGGUGUCGACCUGAAAACUCGUCAAGACGGAGUACGUUGCAAACAAUUUUGAAAACUGAUACACAUACAUCAAAAUUAACACGUAAACCAAAAGAAACACUUAUACGACCAAUAACUAAAAUAUUCUUAACGUGGCGAUAAAUUAUAUAGAUACAUAGUAAACAAAAUUAUUUUUGAUUUUCGUAACUGUCUCUAAGUAUUGUUGUCCCGAAAGUAUAACUUUCUCUUUAUAGCUCUCUUUUUAACAAUUCUCACGUAACCUUCGCUGUUACGAUGUUCGGCGAUUCGUUAGAAAAUGAUUCGGUGAGUAAUCUCAGUACAACCGACACGGAUAAGUAAAAUUCCAGAUCGUCGUUCGACUACGGUAUUCGCAUUUAACAGCGACGAUAACUGGUAAUACAUUAGGAACGUGGUGUGCGUUGUCGCAAAGAUCGGUGAUUACAACAGUUGAGCAGAGUGCGUUCGUGAUAGCGAUAAAAUCUUUAAAACAGCAGCAACUGAAUGAGGUGCGAGUUGUUCGCUGUGAAUUGAAACGCCUCGAGCUUAGCAUUGUAGGCGAUUCGGUCCUAGUUUUCGUGCGGCGGAAGGGUACGUGCUCGUUUGACUAAUCACGUAAAUGCUUCAUUGAUAUGCUUCAUUGAAAUGGAAAUCUAACUUCCAUAUUUAUUUAUUUAUUUAUUGAAUUCGGGGAUGGAUUCGUUUCGAGAACGACGCCAGACCUCCUUGGCCGAGUUCCCCGCCGUCGCCUCGUGUUCUCAAUUUUGUUUGAUCAGAAACGGCUGAUGACUCUUGUCUUCUUGGAUCUCGUGUUUCUGUCUCUGUCGCAGUAGAUAGUGAGACAUAUGCUCAUAAGUAACAAACGUGAUCACGGUCGCUGGGGUCACCCUGGUCAGGUUCGCACUCAGUCCUUUGUAAUAGCCGCGCCACCCUUCAUAUCUGAAAUUAACCACCAGUAAUACGCUUUUGUUAUUCGUCUCAUCUUUUUCUGGCGUCUAGUGUUAUUGUCGAUCGUACAAUGCAGUGUUUCAUUCGCACCAAGCCUGACCGGCGUACGAUUCUUGUCGUCUGGAUGGAUGGUCGUUUACGAGAUCGGCCGAUGAGCUGAGCAUGAAGGAUUGUCUUAAAAUUCAAGAGAUACUUUUGUCAAUUCCACAUCGUUUAUUUCCCAUUCAAGUGGUUUGUAUUAAUGCGAUAUUGCUUAGGUACAAUAUGUAAUCGUACACGUGAUACGUCCAAAAAUCGUACUGCUGGUGGUUCCACAAGUGAGUCACCUCGUCACGUCCGCUUAUGUUCGCCUUUGGCGGAACAAGUGUCGCGACUCUCUUCGUUGGACGCAGAAUUUCAAGUCGGAUCGAACUUAAGUCAAUUACAUGCCGAUGGCCGCUCUGCUAAAGGCGAAGUCGAUUUUCAGCUAUCGCUUGAUUAGGAUCAGCCACCUCAAAAUUGUGAGCCGCCUUGUCGAAAGUCGCAACGGUUGUUCCACCAAUAGUUCACGCAAUCAUACACUCACGCACAGCGAAGACGUCGUCACUACUCAUAUAUUUCGUCACGCUACAACUGUGGACCCGCCACAGCAAUGAAUUUGCUCGUAGAAACGUUCAAGGAAGAGAAUGUAAGUGACGCGAGGCUAUAUCGAGAGUUGCUAUCAGAGCUCAAAGAAAAAUAUACGAACACUUGAUAGAGUCUAAUGCAUGCAUCCAGUGCUCGGCCGUACAAACAUGUCUCCUCGAUCUAUCCCCCUGAGGGUAUUGCUCCUUUUGCUACUGUGAAACGCAAACUCCUCAGGAACACCGAAUGAAGAGUUAAAGUGGUUCAGUAAGCGCACAUAAGAGUAUUUGCACGAAGAACGUGGACGCAAUUUGGAAAUUCACGGAAAUGUAUUUUUUUUUUUUAAGAACAGAAAGAACCUCUUCGACACGUGUAUUAAUAAAUACGAACACAUACAAAAAUGUAAA
Messenger RNA from Megalopta genalis, 5498 nucleotides. Lineage: Eukaryota; Metazoa; Arthropoda; Insecta; Hymenoptera; Halictidae. The record is from RefSeq and is a predicted model, not a curated record.